Molecule: messenger RNA, 1056 nt
Organism: Marchantia polymorpha subsp. ruderalis
Lineage: Eukaryota; Viridiplantae; Streptophyta; Marchantiopsida; Marchantiales; Marchantiaceae
Source: the annotation of a GenBank genome assembly
AUCAUUUGUUCAGCAUUUCUCUUCCAUUUCCCAGAGCUUCUGCAAGUCGAAGCCAUGGCCGCCGUCACCGCUUGCGCUUCCACCUCCCUCGCUGGACAGGCUCUCGGAGCCUCCAGCAACGCCCUCGCCGCCAAGGUGAACGUCGGCGAAGCCCGCGUCGUCAUGCGUAAGACCGUGAAGAGCACCCCCACCAGCAUCUGGUACGGUGAGGACCGACCCAAGUACUUGGGCCCAUUCUCCGGCGCCACCCCAAGCUACUUGACCGGUGAGUUCCCCGGGGACUACGGUUGGGACACUGCUGGACUCUCUGCUGACCCAGAGACCUUCGCUAAGAACCGUGAAUUGGAGGUGAUCCACUCCCGAUGGGCUAUGUUGGGAGCUUUGGGAUGCGUCUUCCCCGAGCUUUUGAGCAAGAACGGAGUCACCUUCGGAGAGGCUGUGUGGUUCAAGGCUGGAUCUCAGAUCUUCGCCGAGGGAGGUUUGGACUACCUCGGCAACUCGAGCCUCAUCCACGCUCAGAGCAUUCUGGCCAUCUGGGCUUGCCAGGUCGUGCUCAUGGGAGCCAUCGAGGGAUACAGAGUGGCAGGAGGACCCUUGGGUGACGUUGUCGACCCAAUCUACCCCGGAGGCUCAUUCGACCCCCUGAACUUGGCUGAGGACCCAGACACCUUCGCCGAGCUGAAGGUGAAGGAGCUGAAGAACGGAAGACUCGCCAUGUUCUCCAUGUUCGGAUUCUUCGUCCAGGCCAUCGUUACCGGAAAGGGACCCAUCGAGAACUUGUCCGACCACUUGGCUGACCCCGUUGCCAACAACGCGUGGGCUUACGCCACCAACUUCACCCCCGGAUCAUAGACUACGACGGGUCUUCGUGAAAGGAAUUCACGAUCCCCAGUUCUGGACAUGUAUAGUGGUAUAGUGGUCUCGCCCCGGUACUUGUAAAGGAGUAGACUGUAAUUUUCUUAGCGUUCCACCCAAUUUUGAGCUUGGGAAAUGUCCUGGUGCUUGAUCGGAAUAAAAACGUCAUCCUUCAGGAUGUUUUUCAUCAUUUGCAAGGUU